Molecule: messenger RNA, 798 nt
Organism: Prorocentrum cordatum
Lineage: Eukaryota; Dinophyceae; Prorocentrales; Prorocentraceae
Source: the annotation of a GenBank genome assembly
CCGAGCCUCUCUGCCAUGCCGCGCUGGGCCAAGCUGGUGGAGCCCGUGUGGAUGGCUCUGCCGGAGCCGCGGGGAAAGCUGUCUCUCGCCGCGCGUGACCUGCGCCCGUCGACGCUGGGCGGCUGCGCUCCCGGCGAGCCGCCGUGCGACUCCCACGACGACAAGGCCACCAGCCUGGGGCGGCGCGACUCCGAGGAUGCGAGCACCGCGGACGCCAGCGCCUCCGACAGCUGCGCGGACGGCUGGCGCGCCGCGGCGCUCCCCCGGCCUGCGGAGCUGGGUUGGAGGCUGGUCGUCAAGAACACUUUCGUCGAGUGCGAGCUGCUCGAGGAGAGCGGCAUGUGGCUCCACGCGCACCACCCUGCUGUUCCGCAACCGUACCUCCUCACGCGGGACAUGUUCGUAGAGCUCCUGAACUCGCACGGCUUUCGAGGCAAGUUUGACCUGGUGUAUUUGCCUAUCGAUUUCAAAACGAACCAGGCUCUCGGCUAUGCGUUCGUGAACGCGAUCGAUCCCGAAGCCGCCAUCAGUCUCUUCCACGUCUUCGAGGGCAUCCAAGCGUGGCCCAGGAAGAGCUCGAAGACGUGCGCUGUGUGCUGGGGUGGCCGGCAGGGUUUCGAGAGCAACGUCCGUGUCUAUCGCAAUUUGACCGUCAUGAAGGUGGCCGCUCCCGAGGCAUGGGAGCCAGCGACUUUUUCAAAUGGCAUUCAGGUGCCCUUUCCCGCGCCCACGCGGGCGAUCAAAAAGUACUGGAAGCGGCACCUGCGCACCGGCAGCACCACCAGAUUGGCAGCCUGA